This is a messenger RNA of Belonocnema kinseyi, 3594 nucleotides long. RefSeq lists its product as uncharacterized. NCBI's taxonomy places the organism in Eukaryota, Metazoa, Arthropoda, Insecta, Hymenoptera, Cynipidae. Bases 1 to 1251 code for a protein of 416 amino acids. The transcript is spliced from 8 exons. The record is from RefSeq and is a predicted model, not a curated record.
AUGGCACGAUGCCAAUGCACUCACCUGCGAUAUGUUCCACGCUUCAUGCCGCAGCGCACCUUCGUGAAAACUCCAGGAAAAGCUUUUUCGUGUCCUGGCUCGCGCGACAUUUCCGCUUCAAAUCUUGAAUCGAACGCACCCUCAAUUCUCAACUUGCGAUCACAUCUAAAGGGCCGCGGUAAGCAGAAAUUUGGAGAUGUCUGCAGGGAAGAUAAGGACUGUGGAUUUGACGGAUCCUUCUGCAAACCUGAUAAGAAAAAAUGCUACUGCAGAGAAGAGUUUGAAGUCACCAAUCAUAUCGACAAAUGUGGAGUCCCUGUCAAUGUUGAUGAUGUCUGCCUCUUCAACGAACAAUGUGAAGCAAAAGUUGCACAAGCCGAAUGUCGAAAGGGUCUCUGUGCUUGUAUCAAAGAUAAGAUCCCGAAGAUGAGGGAUGAUGAUACUAUAGAAUGCAUCGAUUUACCACCGAGGGGUGUAAAAAAGAUUGGAGACGAGUGUAAGGUUAACAACGAAUGUGGAUUUCCUGGAUCGUAUUGUAACAUCGAACAUAAAAAAUGUUUCUGCAAGGACGAAUUCCAGGCGUCGAAUCACAUUGAUAAAUGUGGAAAUCCUGCCAACGUCAACGAGUCGUGCGACUUCAACGAACAAUGUGAAAUGAAGGUGUCACAAACGGAAUGUCGAGAUGGUCGCUGCAUUUGCAUCUUUGAAAAAAUUCCCGUUUUGCAAGAUGAUGGAUCCACAGCAUGUAUUGCCGAGGUAAAGGAACCUCCAAAUCUACGAACAGUCGAUCCAGCGAUGAUAGGAGUUCUUGUUGGGAUGGCUUUGAUGUUCAUCAUUAUUUGCGUUGUUCUUAGACUUUUUAGCAAAGCACGUUGGCGUGAGAAUCGAACGAUCUUCAACACACCGAACGCUCGUCUGAUGAAUGUCUCCUUGCUGAAGGAUAACAAGCUCCUUCACGGACAAGAGAGACGUGGAUCACGUGCCAGUGUCAGAGGUCCAUCGAGGCAACCAUCCAUGGUGUCCUUGCGCGCGCAUUCGCCUAACGCCUCGCAAGAGGUGGUACAAGAUACUCGAAUAACAAAGCCUUCGUUGCCAGGGUCUCGUACAGGAUCUCGUCGAGGAAGUCGUGGAAGUAGUGGAAACGCCUCAGCAGUUUCGAGCAGAUCCAACAAAUCACCACCAAAUCAAACAACCCCGGCAGAUCCCGUAAUAGAGGACGUCACCGUCGAAAUCCUCGAAGCUAAGGCGUAAAAAACUUCGAGACUAUGUCUUCAGUUAAUUAUGGAAAUCAAAAUUGAAGUAGAAAACAGUACUCAGGUGUGGAUUGCGAUGCUCUUAAUAUACCUAAUCAGAUCCACAAACAUUCUAAAUUAAAAUCUACAUUGGCAAACAAACAAAACAUAAAAAAGCAACUCAAUCCUACCCUGAGUCGUUUCUUCAGAAACACCAGCUGACAUACUUUCGGGUAAUAAGACCCACGUUCAACAAGUUUUAGCGAAUAAAUUUUCGAGACCUCAUUAGCGAAAGUAAUCGAAUAGAUGAUUACUUUAGAGCUUCAUUUUGCUCCCAAAUGCGUCUCUUCUGUCAAUAUAAUCAUUGCUAAAUGUAGCGCUAACUAAGAAUCUCGAACUUAGUUUCUCUAGGUUCAGGUUCUUUCUACUCUUUAUUUCUAUAAGGUUUUAAAAUUUUGGCGAAAGUGCUGAAGACCUUGAUCCUUCAUGGUGAUCAAAUUGGGCUGAUACUCAAGAGUCUCUCAAAUCGGAAAAAAUUAUAACCUUAAUAUUUGUCCGUCAAAAGAAUCGUCAUGUAGAAUAUGAUAGGAAUAGUCUUCAUCAUAGUAGGCAACUCUAUAACAUUCCCAUAAAUUAUUGCAUCCCUUGUGAAAAAUUUGCCAAAGAAGGUUCAGAUUUCGUCAAUUGCCAUUCACCCAUCUCAAAGCUUUCCAGCCAAUAUUUUUUUAUGGGAUGAAUUGCAUACUAUUGUGAAAGAUCGUUCCAGAAGAUAGUAGAAAGAGAAAAAACUUAUAUGAUUUGAAACAUUUAUUAUUUAUCGAUUCCAUUUCAUCAAUUAAUCAUAAUCUGGGAACAUGUGUAGAAAGAAACCAAGAGUCACACGAAGGGACCAGACGAAAGUGAAAUUCUGGAAGUAGCUUAUACACCAAAUUCUUCUGCUAUGUUCCAUCGAAUUUCGAAAAUUUAGUAUCUCUAACUUUAAAGUUUAGAUCUUAAGCUUUGUGGUAAGCCUCGGAAGCAAGCCAGUGACCUUGAAACCAGCACAGAAUAUUCCAUUUUUUUCUGAAACAUCAGACUGCUGUUCCAAAUUUUUUAAGUCUAAGCAUUCCCUUUGAAAUCAUAAACAAGGCCCAUUGAAUUAAUAUAAAAUAACCUUAACCCUUACUACAAGUACUUCUUUAAAAAAUAAACAUUGUGGAAGAUGAAAUUGCUGGAAUCAUGGUACUCCACAUAAAAGAGUUUUGUCUUUAUGGGUUAAGGUUUUUUAAGAAUGAUAAACAAAUUAUUUGAAAAAGUCUUCAGAUUUCUUUUUUAGAAUUGUAUAGAUCCUUCCAAAGAAUUUCUUAUCGAUUCCUUGAUGAGGUUCAUUGAUGAUAAUCUUGUAUCUUCAUAGGAUUCUCAAAAAUAAUACCCUGUUCACCAGAUUUCCACAUUUAAAGAAUUCGUUAAGACCUAAAAUAUCAAAUUCAUUCUAAACCUUCUCAAAGUCAUAUAAACCCUAAGCAUCAUUUAGUAAAGUCUUUGGUAAUAAAUCAGAUUUUCUUUCAUGAUUCAAAAUAAUCUUGGAUCUUUUGAGAAGACCUUAAGGGAUUUAAAAGAUGACCACCGUGUACUACAAAAUUCCUUAUAUUCAUUAAUUAUUGAGGAUUCAUUUUGGACUUUCUUUAGAUAACCGUCCAAGAACCCUGAAAAUGUAAAAGAUUUUGUUUUGAUAAAUAAACCAGAUUUUCUUUCUUCCCGGAUUUUUAAAAUUUCCACCCUGUGCUAAGUGUCCUGUAAAUUCGUUCACGUAAUUUUCAGUAUUUUAGAUUAUUUUCUCAGAUUGGUCAAAACGAUUUUGCUGGAUGCCAUCACUAGAAAACAUGUAUUAAUAAAUAGAUAGUCUUGUCUGUUUAAUUAACGAAAUAGUUUGUAGGGUUCUAUACAAUAAGAACCUGUGCAAUAGAAUCUCUAGAAUUUAAAAAUUCAUUAAGACCUGAAUUUUGAAAUUUCUUGUUAAUCGCCAAUUGGGUAAGAAUAUUCUAAAAAUUGAUUUGCUAAAUAAUUUCUUAUAAGUUUUCUAGUGCGAUUUGAGGAUUCUGCUUAGAUUUUUAAUUUUACUCAGAACAGCCUUAAACGUCUUAAGCAUUACAUUCUUAUGCAUUAAAUUCUUUGUAAGGAUCUUCACAGUAUUCUUCAUUUAGAACAACCAAAAGGAUUCCUCGUAGGCUAAAAUGCCUUUUGUAGGUAAUUAAAUUUCGAAAUUUUAAUUCCUGCUCUCAAAGAUUUCAUGAAAAAUAUUGGAACUGUUAUAGAAUCUGGUGCAUUACUUGGGUUUCUGAUUUUCCUAACUACAGAUAAUUUUAAUUAAAGCAUAUGAGAA